AAUAGAGAAGUGCUACGUAAUGCAAGCAAGACAUUAUUUGAGAAAAAGUGUUAAUCUACUUUGAGUUUGGUGUGUUUGAUUUGUUAUCUGUGUAUAUUCUACUCAGAAUUAACUUGGAUACAUAAACUUUUAACAUGCCUUACGUCCUUUCAAGUGGAGAAGUAGCCAACAAGCAGCCAUGGGGCUUGGCAAAGAUUACUGCCUUCUUUUGGGGUAUCCUCAAUUUCUUCUUCAUGUUUUUCCGCACUCUGAUCAGUCCAGGGUCCAACUCAAGAGGAGAUAGAUACACACAAGACUUUAGACGCGGCGGUGGAGGACCACCUCGUCCACCUAGAAGAAACAUUGGAGGUUUCAACAACGUGUCUACGUUGCCCCCUCCUCCGUGCGGCGGCGGUGGAUGAGGUUAGAGUCCCUGUUGCGGCUUAGGCUGUGGCAGGGACCUGUCCAUGGUUGGUAUCACUGCAGCCGCAGACGAUAGUUGGUGCGACUGCAAGUAUGACGACACAUCCCGCAACCCCCGGGACGGAUGUGUCCGAUGAGUGCUAAAAACCUGGACCAUUAUGUUGCUGAUUAGUUUUACUGUGUAAAUAAUGUUUGUGAGUUUGGUGAAUGUGAUUCUUAAAGUUAAUAAAUACAGUAACAUUCUGUUAACUAAUUGGUAUGCAAGUUUUAAUAUUGUUGUAAUGAUAUUUUAGGGUUUCUUCAAGACUUCAUUUGUGCCUAAUUUGACCAUAUAUUACAAAAAAGAAAGGUUGAGUAGUUAAAAAACAUAGUUUUAUAACAGACUGUUUGUCUCGGUUUUUUGAACAUGAAUACUGUUUGAGAGCGUAUUUAAGUUCAAUAAUGUGCAAAAGACAUCUGGUGGUUACUUCCUUCUCAUUCUGUAGAUGACUGUUCCUGUAAAACACCAAUUUAUUUUUCAUAACCACCAGCUGUUCUGUUGUCUGUUGUUGAUAUUUGAAUAAAGAUCUAUUAGUAAAAAACUUCAUUUAACUGAACAUCUAUUUUAGCUUACGCUCAUCUUUAUUUACAAAAAAAAAAAAAAAAUUAAAUACAUUGUGUUAUAUUUUAAUAACCCUCACAUCACAAGGUAGAGAUUUGUGUUUCUCAAUUUUACAACAUACCAAAUGUUUAUUUGUUUUCUUUAUAUAGGUAUAUAUAUAUGUAUUUUGAUGUAUGAGAUACAACAACAUAAAGUGUUACUACAGUAUAUGAAUACACCUUGAUUUUAGUUUAUUUUAAAUUGUUAA
Messenger RNA from Macrosteles quadrilineatus (aster leafhopper), 1250 nucleotides. RefSeq names its product thioredoxin-2-like. Lineage: Eukaryota; Metazoa; Arthropoda; Insecta; Hemiptera; Cicadellidae. The record is from RefSeq and is a predicted model, not a curated record. Gene Ontology annotation, cellular component: endoplasmic reticulum membrane; Golgi apparatus. The transcript is spliced from 4 exons. Gene Ontology annotation, molecular function: protein-disulfide reductase activity. Gene Ontology annotation, biological process: calcium ion transport; endoplasmic reticulum calcium ion homeostasis. Bases 135 to 401 code for a protein of 88 amino acids.